Hibiscus syriacus is the source of this 2019-nucleotide messenger RNA. RefSeq names its product O-fucosyltransferase 1-like. NCBI's taxonomy places the organism in Eukaryota, Viridiplantae, Streptophyta, Magnoliopsida, Malvales, Malvaceae. The coding region runs from base 166 to 1725 and encodes 519 amino acids. The transcript has 9 exons. Gene Ontology annotation, cellular component: trans-Golgi network; endosome; cytoplasm. The record is from RefSeq and is a predicted model, not a curated record.
UUCACUCUCUUAUGAUUAUCAUUUUCUAUCUUUUAAUAGAAAAAUCGAUUUUAUUGGGGGAUAAAUUUUUAGGUUUCACAUGCACAGCAAGUAAAAUCCAACCGGAAAAAAGGAAAUCUCUAAAAUCUACAGAUCUGGAAAUACUUUGAUUUUCCUUUCGUAAUUAUGCGGAGGCCGGGGCUGCAUAGGCAGCAUGGAAAGCAAGGAGGUGGAGGUGGAGGAGCAAAGGGAAUUUAUGCUAAACUAAUCAUUGCCGUUGUGGUGCUUUUGGUCUGCAUGCUCUCGCUUUUGUUUUCGGCUACAAUUAGCGGAAAUCGCGGAUCUCUACAGCAUUCUGAGAUCAAUGCAGAAGAACUUUGGGAAAGUGCCAAGUCUGGUGGAUGGAAGCCUUCAUCCGCACCACGAUCUGAUUGGCCCCCUCCUCCAAGGGAAACUAAUGGUUAUCUUCGAGUCCGUUGCAAUGGUGGUCUGAACCAGCAACGCAGUGCGAUCUGUAAUGCAGUGCUUGCUGCGCGGAUUAUGAAUGCCACGCUUGUGCUGCCUGAGUUGGAUGCAAACUCCUUUUGGCAUGAUGAGAGUGGCUUCCAAGGUAUCUAUGAUGUUGAGCAUUUUAUCCGGACAUUGAAGUAUGAUGUACGAAUUGUGGAAAGCAUACCUGAAAUCCGAAAAAACGGUAAAACCAAGAAGAUAAAAGGGCAUCAGCUUCACCCUCCGAGGGAUGCUCCUAUCGAAUGGUAUACAAUGGUUGCUCUCAAGAAAAUGCAGGAACAUGGUGCUAUUUAUCUAACUCCCUUUUCACAUCGUCUUGCUGAAGAAAUUGACAAUCCUGAGUAUCAACGCUUGAGAUGUAGAGUUAACUAUCAUGCUUUGAGGUUCAAGCCAAACAUUAUGAAGUUAAGUGAGUCAAUAGUUGAUAAACUCCGGGCACAAGGACAUUUCAUGUCAAUACAUCUUCGUUUUGAGAUGGAUAUGCUAGCAUUUGCUGGGUGCUUUGAUAUUUUUAACCCAGAAGAGCAAAGUAUAUUGAAGAAGUAUAGGAAGGAAAAUUUUGCAGAUAAAAGGCUUGUGUACAAAGAAAGAAGGGCCAUUGGGAAAUGCCCACUAACUCCAGAAGAGGUUGGUCUUAUCUUGCGUGCUAUGGGAUUUGACAAUUCUACCCGGAUAUACCUAGCAGCUGGUGAAUUAUUUGGAGGAGAGCGUUUUAUGAAACCUUUUCGGGAUCUGUUCCCUCGCCUUGAGAAUCACACUUCUGUAGACUCUUCAGAGGAACUGGUUACGAACACUCGUGGGUUGUUAGGCUCUGCUGUUGAUUACAUGGUCUGUCUUCUUUCUGAUAUUUUUAUGCCAACGUAUGACGGGCCUAGCAACUUUGCUAACAAUCUGCUAGGUCACCGACUCUAUUACGGUUUUCGAACUACAAUUAGACCUGACAGAAAAGGUCUUGCUCCAAUAUUCAUUGAUCGAGAGAAUGGAAGGACAGCCGGUUUCAAACAAUCUGUUAGGCAUGUCAUGCUUAAAACAAACUUUGGUGGACCUCACAAGCGGGUGCCACCUGAAUCUUUUUAUACAAAUUCUUGGCCGGAAUGCUUCUGUCAAGUAUCACCUAAAAAUCCUGCUGACAAGUGCCCACCUGAUAAUGUUUUGGAAAUUCUCGACAACCGAUUGGAGAACGAAGACCCAGAAACGUUGGCUGAAAAGAAUUCAUCCAGUAUGACAGAGAGAUGAGAAUUUGCUUUAAACUUUUGCUGUGGUAUUAUCGGUAUAUAUGCUCCUAGAAAACCGGAGGAAGAAAUUGGUUUGUCUGGCCUCGUUGAGCUGUUCAGGUAAUCUUCAUAACUGAUGCCUUUCUCUUAAUGCAUUAUUUAAGUAAUUUUUGUCAGUCCAUAAAUGACUCCUAGUGUUCUCUACUACAUUUGUUUUAGAGUAGUUUAUCAAUUUCAAUGAAAACAUCCGGGGAAAAUUGUACUGAACAGUUGGCUAAAAAUGAAAGUUGUUCCGCUUAAACAACUUCAAAUGCAU